AUGGAUCAGUUAGAUUUUUCGCCCAAUAUUGUUAAGCUGGUCUCUGGACUUUGGCAACAUGAUGUAUCCGGUCACCUUCUAAUUACCACGAGAAGAAAGCCCACUGCUUUAGCCAACGAUAUCAGAGAUUUCGACGAGAGAUGUUGUCUGAGCCUUAAAUGUUUUGAAAUUGAAGAAGGGAAGAAAUUUCUUUUCCGGAGAUUUGGAAUUGUUCACGACGAAGAAGUCGAAAGAGUUGCAGAGAAAUUAGUUCAACAGCUUGGCGGGUUACCUUUAGCUCUUGAGCAAGCUGGAGCUUAUAUCAAAUCACUGCCAUGUACGAUACCUCAAUACCUAGAGCUUUAUGACAAGCAGCACAUUCGUCUUCUUAACCGACAAAAGGCAACGCGUGUUUCCGAGUAUGAUUCGCCUGAGAGAUCAGCUGUUCGUACAACGUGGCAUCUUAAUUUCGGGCACAUCAAACAGAGUGUUGAUGAUGGAAGGGCUGCAAGCAGAUUUCUGUACGCAUCAGCAUUUUUAAAUCCAAAUGAGAUUCAAAAAGAUAUUAUCAACAUUGGCGAACCACCCAUCGAAGAUGAAGAGUUUGGUGAAUGCGUGAAGACACCGUUGGGGCGUCGACAAGUCUUAAAACUGUUAACAGAUUUUUCACUUUUUAAGGAAACUCUAUCUUCCAACCUUAGCGUCCACCACCUAGUACAGGAGGUCAUACUGGAAAAUCUUAAUCCAGAAGCGGAACUUCAAUCCAUUAAUGAUGCCAUUCGUAUGUUGCAUUAUGCUUUCCGAAAUUGUUCUUCUCCUGACGAACUUCUUUCAAGUAAAAAACAGGAACGACCGUCUGUCAUUUGUGGUGAUCAGUCACGUUUUACAACUGGCAUAAACUAUGUUUACAUAGUUACGAUCUUGUAAGACAUUUGAAGAGAAUGAUCAAACAGUCUAACGUAGAUCGCACGAAGAUAUUUCAACCUAAAACAGCUAGAAUAGUGUAUGAAUAUGCUGUUCAUUUGAGUGCUAACUCAAAGCACGAUGAAGCAAAAGAAGUAGCGAAUUUUGCCAAUGAUAUAUUUAAUUUGAGCAACCAACAAGUCCCAGCAAUCUCCCUUUUCCCCCACACUAUGCCUCUACCUGAGUUAGUUCGCCGACAUAUCCAGUAUUCGUGCAACGCACCAGCAACUAGCAAGAAAGAUGAAUGUAGAGAUGGAGUGGAGAUGCAAAGCCCUUCAGUCACCUCUGAACAGCUAGAGGAAAUGCGAAUGAAAGGAAAUGAUUUGUUUAAAAAGGGCUUUUACAACGAUGCUUUGAAAAUUUAUUAUGACGCCAUUGACAUAUCAAGAAAUACAGCUUUCUUUGAUGUGAGGUUGUUAAGUAAUCGAGCAUCGGUAUAUCUUAAGCUUGGGCAAUACGAUGAAGCCUUGGAAGAUGCAGAAGAGUACAUAUUGCAACGACCAAAAUGUUGGCGGGGCUAUGCGAGGAAGGCGUUGGCUCUAGUUCAGUUGAAGGAUAUGCAGGGUGCUUAUGUUGCAGCUUCGUUAGCGUAUUACUACAAGAGAAAUAUAUUCCAUGAUUUUGAACCUUUUCGAGUUACAUUUGAUUCUUCACUGGAGAAGAGUCUGUAUGUCUGUCACAGCACUUCAAAUUUCUCAACAGCCUUGCGGAAGAUAAGAAUUUCGCAUUUAAGACGUAAUCUAUCCAAUAGUAUUUCAGACGAUUUACAAGUUGUCAUUCUAGAACCUGAUCAUUACCUUGUUUCCGUACAAACUGUUGGUUCCGACCUAGUUUAUGGAAAUGACAAGGUACACUCUAUUGGAAAUUGUAUUCUUGUAGGCAGUGAGGGCAAAUGUUCUGUAACUUUUGAUGACAAUCUUAAUAUAGCUUUCGUAAAGAAUUUUGUAGCUUACAAUGUUAGGUUUUAUUCUCGCUUCACUAACUGCCAUUUUCUAUCUGGCUCAGUCGUGAAACUUGCUCACUGUUCUUUUGAAAGUUCAAACCAUUCGUACACUUCCUUUUGUUCUUUUGGUGAAUUGAAAGUGGAUUUUUGUACGUUUUCUAAUUGCACCAAAGGCGGGUUGCUGGUUGUCGGUGAUGCUGAGAUUGAAAAUUCGGAGUUUUUUGGUAACGCUACUGCGUUAGAAGUGCGAAAGGGUGGACGUUUGCUUGUAAGAAAAACUAGAAUGUACGGCAAUAAGCAAGGAUUGCUUAUUGGUCCGCAGGCAAAGGAAUGCGUUGUGGAAGAUUGUGACCUUUAUGACAACGAGUCGUGUGGUAUCUUUGUUACUAAUUGUGCAUCUGAUGUUACAAUAAAAGGGAACCAUGUUUAUGAUAAUGACGAACUUGGGAUAUCAGUGACUCAGAAUUCAAACGUUUCUAUAUUGGAAAACGAGAUUCUAAGAAACGAUGGCUGGGGCAUAUUUAUCGUUGAUCACAGUCAGGCUGUCGUGAAGGAAAAUAAAAUUCAUCAUAACCAGUGCGGUGGAAUUUAUUUAUUGAAUUGCUCAGUCGGAAAGUCUGUUAUUGAAUACAAUAAUAUUUCUUUUAAUUCUGGACCUGGAAUUUACGAAGAAGAUUCACUGACUAAACGCAAAGAAAAUAAGUUGCAAGAUAACAAAGAAGAGAGGAAUCAAUCAACAGCACAAAGCGAAGCCAAAUUAUGCUACUGCUGCAAAAAGCCCACAACGAAUUUAAAGAAAUGCAGCAAUUGCUUUACGGCUCAGUACUGUGGAAAAAAUUGCCAAAGAAGUGAUUGGAAGAAUCACAGGGGGAUAUGCGAUCGUCUCUUAUCUGAUGGAAGCAUUGCAUUAAACUAUGUUCGAGAUCCACUGAUGGCAAUUUAUUCAUCUCCCAAUGAGCGGGACCCGUCUGAUGACUGUAAAUAUACCUUUACAUUGGCCUUGCGAGGAGCAAGUCUUCUACCUGUCGGUCCAAAAUACUGUCAACCACCAAAUGCGACGAGCUGGUUUAUCGUGAAAAUGUCCGCAGGCGUUUCGGUCGAACAAGGAAAGGGAUACGACCCUUCUGUGGUUCGACUAUACGAUCGUAGUCUGAAGAUAGAUGGGUUUCUGACUGGCGCUGAUCAAAUUUACCAUCUAGUUUGGAAGCAUGGUGCAAUGGCAGAAAUGUUUAUAUACUGGAGGAAAUUGUUUAUGUGGGUUAAAGGGCCUGAAGAUGGAAAACUUCGUGUUUUCAUCAACGAGUUUCCUCCUUAUCAAAACUGGUGA
Messenger RNA from Paramuricea clavata, 3212 nucleotides. The record is from the annotation of a GenBank genome assembly. Lineage: Eukaryota; Metazoa; Cnidaria; Anthozoa; Malacalcyonacea; Plexauridae.